AAGCGCCCCCUUACUUUUCUUUUAUAUACGGAUUCUCACUUUUUAUAUUAUAUAAAUAUACGUCCUUAUCUCAUUGGUAUAAUGUUAGUGAAUACUAAUACUCGUAUUGCACGACUAUCAGUAGGUGCUGGCACUUUUGACGGUCAUCAUAUUACUUCAGCUUGUUCUACAUCAGAAACAAAUACGAAUAGUGCAAUACCAACUUCACCUCCACUUACCAAACGUCGUUAUCGAUCUUGUCAAUCCAAUUGUCAUACAUCAAAUACAUCAUCAUCAUCGUCAUCAUCAUCAUCAUCAACAAAGAACAGCAAAGAUAGUACUGAUCUGAAAAUAGGGCAAAGAGUUUCUGUUUCUAGUUUAUGUGCUAUUGGGACUAUUCGAUUUAUUGGAUCUACUUCUUUUAAACCUGGUCUAUGGAUUGGAAUUGAACUUGAUAUUGUUGGAUCAGGCAAAAAUGAUGGAUCUAUCAAAGGUGUACGUUAUUUUACUUGUCCUUCCGAAACUGGACUCUUUAUUCUUGCCAACAAGGUCACACCUCUAAAGGAAUCUACUUCUUGCUCUUCUUCUACAUUGUCUGCCCAACCCAUUGUUACACCCAAGAAAAGUCUUACUUCAGUACCUUCAACUACACGCCGUACAACCAAGACUCCCUCUACGAAUGAUACCAAGACACCUCGCCAACGAUGUCUUUCUCAUGAUCAGCAGCAACAACAACCAACAUGCUCUACGUCAAAGAAAAAGGAACUCUCUUUGUCUACUAAAAGUCCUCGACCAACAAAAAACCUCUCAACUGUCUCAGCACGAAAAACUGCACCACAAACAACAAAUACAACAACAAAGAAAUCAUCAUCCACGUUACCUUUUUCGGUCUCGACAAAAGCGACAACAGCAUCUCGGCGAAAAUCAGCCACACCCGCAUUAUCAUCAUCGUCAUCAUCCCAAAGGAAAUCAUCUCCAACAACUACUAGUAGAGAACCCAGUAGAAGCACUAGGAUGACAAUGACUCCAAGCACCAAAAAACGAAACUCAACCUUAUCAAGUAAACCAGAUGCACCUGAAACACUUCGAAAAAGCAAAAGCACAAGUACACGCAAGACGGUAACAUCCGAUGAAUUGAAGAAAAUGCAUAGUCUAUUGGAACAAAGUCGACUUGAAAAGCAAAGACUAUCAGAUGAAAUGAAUGGUAAAGAAGCUGUAUGGGAACGACUAGUGACUGCCAAGGAAAGUUACGCCCUCAAGGUACAAGAUAUGGAACUGGAAAUCACGCGACUACAAGAUUCACUGCAUAUGUCACAACAACAAUCCGCCCAUCUGGAAUCACAACUACUACAAAUGAAAUCACCCAGAACAAUAUCACCUUCUUCUCCAUCUUUGGACCAACAACCUUUGAAUGGAAUGAUGAUCAACGCAAUGGAGCAACAAUAUAUUCGACGCAUUGAAAAGCUCGAUCGAUUAGUUCGCGAAUGGCAACAGGACGCUCAAGAUUCUCAUCAACAAUUACAACAACAACAACGCACCUAUACAUCUCAAAUUGAACAAUUACGACGUGACCUUGCCGAACGUGAUCAAGCUACCGCAGCCAUGGAAAGGGAUUACGAAACUGCCAAACAUGAAAGCACUGAGACCAUUAGACAGUAUGAAGCCACGAUGAAGCAAUGGACGAUGGAACGUGACAUGACCAUCAAACUCAAGGAUGAUGAAAUACAACGACUGACACAUACCGUAGACGAGUUGAAAUCUUGCCACUUUUUACUCCCACCAUCACCCAAUAAUGAAGAGGACGAAGAGGAUGAUGCUAGAAACAAUAUGAUCGAUCGCAAUAACAACAUGUACUCUUCACGACGUAGAUUGGAACAACAAUUAGAAUUGACCACCAUGGCUCUCGAUGACAUACAACAACAACAAAAAGCCACAUUGAUGGAUAAUGAACAACUACGUGAACAACUAUCGCAUAUGCAUGCAGUAUCAGGUGCAGCUGAUCAUCAAUUCCAACAACUCCAAAAAGAACUUUCAGCAGAAAUCAACGAUAAACGAUUAUUGAUGGAAGAACGAGAUGUCGCUUUACAAGGUCAAUUACGCAUGGAAGAAGAACACAAGGAUCUACUGAUGACUAAUACACGACUGGAGCAUCAACUAGGCCAAUUGACGGAACGUUUGGAGCAACUGCAAAAUCAAUUGGAUACCACGCAACAAGCACUGACAACCUCACAAACAGAAUUGACCUCUCUGCAACAACAAUGGACGAUCCUAAAAGAAGCUCAUGAUACGAUGGAACAAGAUUAUGGCCGCCUGAUGGAUGAUAUGUUAGAUUUGGAGGAACAAGCAUCAUCUGGAGAUCCAAAUACUUCAACUAUGUUUAUGAAGAAUGAAAUCAGCCGGUUAAAACAACAACUGACAAAACAACAACAAAAGAUCAACGAUACUGAUACCCAACAUCGCAUCAAGAUCAGUCAGCUUCAUAACGACAUGGCACAACUGGAAUCUGUGAUUGAAAAAAAGACAUUUCGAAUUUCAGAACUAGAGGAACUCUAUACAAUGGAGAGGAACAAAUACAAAACUGAACAACGACAAUGGCAAGCUUUAAUACUCAAGGACGAUAAAUCAUCAUUAUCUUGCUCCAAUAUGCCUAUUUCUCCCAUCUCUGAUACAGCUUCUGUCAACACUACUUCAACAUCUAAUACCUAUCGCCAAGAAUAUCCCAAAAACAAAAACAAGAACGAUGGUGCUGAUCUCUACUGUGAAAUCUGUGAAGUUUAUGGUCAUGAUGUGAUUGGUUGUAAUACUCCUAUGAUGGUAUCCUCUCCACUUCAACAACAUGAAAGUACAAUGGUUUAUUGUGUCAAUUGUGAUGUAUUUGAUAUUCAUGCCACAACAGAUUGUCCUAAUCAAAAUGAAACAUUCUAAGUUAGUGUCUUUUUUUUUUCUAUAUUAUUUUUAUCAAUAAAAUUGUUGUAUUUUGUUAUUUUCCCA
This is a messenger RNA of Halteromyces radiatus, 2970 nucleotides long. RefSeq lists its product as uncharacterized. Bases 82 to 2904 code for a protein of 940 amino acids. The record is from RefSeq and is a predicted model, not a curated record. The transcript has 3 exons. Lineage: Eukaryota; Fungi; Mucoromycota; Mucoromycetes; Mucorales; Cunninghamellaceae.